Molecule: messenger RNA, 3549 nt
Organism: Penicillium robsamsonii
Lineage: Eukaryota; Fungi; Ascomycota; Eurotiomycetes; Eurotiales; Aspergillaceae
Product: RNA-binding ribosome biosynthesis protein MAK21
Exons: 4
Coding region: 1-3549 (1182 amino acids)
Cellular component (GO): nucleus
Source: RefSeq, a predicted model, not a curated record
AUGCGCAGGCUCAACGCUAGCCGCCGCCCGGCUACGCGCCCUGACAGAGGUCGUAGCCCAGAAAUCAUCGAUCAAGAUAAGCAAACCAAGUUGUCCCUUCUCCGGUGUUUCUUAUCGCAUUGGUCCGAGCGCCCCGAUAACCCGCCGCAAAAGAUUUCUCCGUCUAAUUUUCUUUCCUCUAUUAUUCAACCCCAAUCACAAUACACUAUGGUUACAGGGAAAGGAAAGCGCUCUUCAGGCACCGCUGAGGCCGCUUCCGCGACGAGCACAUCAGCUCCAGCUGCGGAAACUAUGCCCUCCAUGCCAGACGAGAGCGCCUUCGCGGGCCUACGACAGAAAAUCGAACAGCGUUUGAAGACCCAGAAUCAGAGCGCCGGGAAAGGCAAGAAGGAUAAUACCAAGCCACCAGCCCCUACCGCCAAUGCUUUCGCAAACAAAGGAAAGCAAUAUCCCGCCAAGCCCAGCCGUCCUCAGGAUUCUGCGCAAGGCAAGAAGCGGGAUCGCAGCGGCGAGGUGAUUGCUCGGGAGCAGAAUAAGGGUGGAAUGGACAAGCAAGAAAAGCCUAGAUUUGACAAGAAGAGCAACGACGACGAGACACUACGCCAAGAAAUUCUAGCUAUGGGUGGUACCGAGGAGGAUCUUGAUCUUCUUGCUGGUGUCGACUCCGAGUCUGAGGUUGAGGGCGAGUCCGGCAAGGUCGACGAUGAUCUUCGCAAGCAGCUCUCCAGCAUGUUGGAGGCUUCAGGGCACGUCGUGCCCGAGGAUCUAGCAGAUGACGAAGUCGAAGACGUCGAGGAGGAAAUAGAAAGCGAGGAUGACAUCGAGAACAGCGAGGACGAGGCAGAAAGCAGUGGGCCGGAAUCUGACAUUGAGGAAACCCCUGCUCCGAAGUAUGAAGCUACGGUGCCUAAGGAGUAUUUGAAGCUGAAUGUUCUUCCUCGGUCCGACUGGUACAAUAUUCCCAUGCCAUCCUCCGCCAAAGACACGAAACAGAUGAACGCCUUACCCCGCCACCUGAUGGAGCGCGUUCACGAGCUGGCCAACAAAUUGCUACAGGAAGAAAAUGAGGAGUAUGCGGCAGCCCAGAGAGCAUCUGCUUCUUCUUCCCACAAGUUCUACUCGACCAUUAUGGCGUCUGGUACCCUGAGCGAUAAAAUUUCCGCCUUGACUCUUAACGUUCAAGAGUCGCCUCUGCACAACACCAAAGCGCUGGAAACUUUGAUUGGUCUCGGAAAGAAGCGUAGUCGUGCGCAGGCAGUUGAAGUUCUGCGAUCAUUGAAGGAUAUGUUCGCACAGGGUACAUUGCUUCCCAGCGACCGACGAUUGAAGUCUUUCACUAAUCAACCUGGGCUCGUCGCUGCAUUCCAAGGCGCCGGUGGGCGGUGGAACGAGAAAGACCCUCUUCCGGGUGGUUUGAAAAAGAGCGAGCUGAUUGUGUGGGCCUUUGAAAACUUUGUUAAAGAUCAAUACUUCGAAGUCAUCAAGAUCCUCGAGAUUUGGUGCAAUGACGAGAUCGAAUUCUCACGUACUCGGGCUGUCAGUUAUGUCUACGAACUUCUCAAGGAGAAGCCCGAACAGGAGACCAAUCUUCUGCGACUUUUGGUGAAUAAGCUCGGAGACCCGGGCAAGAAAAUCGCCUCUCGGGCAUCAUACCUGUUGCUCCAACUUAUGCAGUCGCAUCCUAUGAUGAAGCCGAUCAUCAUCAAGUCAGUGGAAGAAGUGCUGUUCCGCCCUGGCCAGAGCACCCACGCCAAGUACUACGCUGUCAUCACUCUGAACCAGACCAUCUUGAGACUGAAGGAAGAAAAAGUGGCUGCUCAGCUGCUGGAUAUCUACUUUGGAAUGUUCCUCGUGCUUUUGAAGCCCUCCCACCAGGGCAAAGCUGAUUCCAACGGGAAGCCCGCUCCCAAGGGGAAAUACAACAAGCAUGGAAAGGGAUCUAAGGGCAAAGGCGACGACGAUGCUGCCAAGGGACAGGCCCAGGACGACGAGAUGCGGGAGAAGCUGAUCUCUGGUGUCUUGACCGGUGUCAACCGUGCUUAUCCUUUCACUGACUCUGAUUCUGAACGCAUGUCAAAGCACCUCGACACCUUGUUCCGUAUCACGCACUCCUCGAACUUCAACACCAGCAUUCAAGCUCUUAUGCUGAUUCAGCAGCUCACCGUGGCUAACAAAGUCUCCGGCGAUCGCUUCUACCGCACUCUGUACGAAUCCUUGCUCGACCCUCGUGUUGCCACCUCAUCAAAGCAAUCUCUCUACCUCAACCUCCUAUACAAGGCUCUCAAGAAUGAUCUAAACGUCCGCCGAGUCAAGGCAUUCGUGAAGCGUCUUGUUCAGGUACUUGGCAUGCACCAGCCCUCUUUCAUCUGCGGUGUCUUCUUCAUGAUUCGUGAGCUCGAGAAGACCUUCACCGGCCUCUCGUCCUUGGUCGAUCAGCCAGAGGAGAACGAUGAUGACGACGAAGAGGUCUUCCGUGACGUCCUCGAUGAGGAUGACGAACAGCCGGAACCUACUCCUGUUGUCGAAGCCAAGAAGCAGACCAACGUAUACGAUCCCCGCAAGCGAGACCCCGAGCACAGCAAUGCCGAACGGAGCUGCCUUUGGGAAUUGCUGCCUUUCACCACUCACUUCCAUCCAUCCGUCUCUCUUAACGCUACCAACCUGCUUGAGCACAAGCCCAUGAGUGGCAAGCCAGAUCUGACUCUGCACACUCUCACUCACUUCCUCGACCGUUUCGUGUACCGCACGCCCAAGGCCAAUGCCAGCUCCCGCGGUGCUUCUAUCAUGCAGCCCCUGGGUGGUGGCGAAGUUGCCGAUCGCUUGGUGGAGGCCGGCAAGAAGGCAGAGAACCAGCUGCCUCUCAACACCGAAGCCUUCUGGAAGAAGAAGGCCAACGAUGUUGCCGCCGAGGAUGUCUUCUUCCACGAAUACUUCACUCGUGUCAACAAGGACAAGGAGAAGGUUCGCUCCAAGAAGAGCAAGGACGUUGAUGCCGAAGAUCACUCCGACGAAGGUCUUAGCGAAGAUGAAGACCAGAUCUGGAAAGCGCUCGUCGACUCUCGCCCCGAGCUCGAAGCCGACGAGGACAGCGACGACGAUUUGGACAUGUCCGAUUUGGAAUCUGCCUUGGACUCCGACGAAGAUGGCGAAGGCGACGAGGACGACUCCGACGGCGGUGUCAUCUUCAACGACGAGUCCGACGUUCCCUCCGACGAGGAAAUGGCCGAGUUCAGCGAGCCCGAGGAAGCCGCGGCCCCAGCCAAGACCAAGAAGACCGCGAAGAAGCCCUCCAAGGAAGCCGAGGAGGACUCCGACGACUUCGAUAUGGACGUCUCGGACGACGAUGCCUUCAUCGACAGCGACGAGGAGCUGCCCUCGGAUAUGGAAUUCGGUGGAGUCGAGCUCGAAGAGCCCGAAAAGCCUGCCGAUGCUGCCGCUCCCGAGUCGAACCGCAGCAAGCGUCGCAAGCUCAAGCAGCUUCCUACUUUCGCCUCUGCGGACGAUUACGCUGCGCUGCUGGCGAACGAGGACUCCGAUGUGGGUAUGUAA